Lottia gigantea (owl limpet) is the source of this 1247-nucleotide messenger RNA. RefSeq lists its product as hypothetical. NCBI's taxonomy places the organism in Eukaryota, Metazoa, Mollusca, Gastropoda, Lottiidae. The transcript has 5 exons. Gene Ontology annotation, molecular function: S-adenosylmethionine-dependent methyltransferase activity. The record is from RefSeq and is a predicted model, not a curated record. Bases 24 to 740 code for a protein of 238 amino acids.
ACGACUACUGACCACAUAUCAAAAUGGAAAACACCAAGGCCUUCGAUAUUUAUAAAGAUUUUGAAAAAAGAAAAGCAAUGACCAAAGAAGAAAUGUUGAGCAAAUUAAACGAAUGGGCAAAAUCUGGCAAAUAUGAAAAGGAUAUGUUGGUAGCGAAUUGGAAACCACAGAAAACAGCCUGCGAAGUUAUUACAAAUUACUAUAACCCUGAUCGAGAUGAAAUCAGAAUUAUUGACGUAGCUUCCGGUACAGGACUUGUGGGAAUGGAGCUUCUGAAACUUGGAUUUAGAAAUGUGGACGCCUUGGACCCCAGUGAAGAAAUGAUGAAAGUUGCCAAGGAGAGGAAAAUUUAUCAAAAUCAUUUCACAGAGUACUUUGACGGUACACGAUUAGCAUGCAUUGAAACUGAUACCUAUGACGCAGCAUUUGUAGUAGGAGGUUUCUCUGUAGGUUAUAUGCCUACAAAUGCUUUGUUUGAAUUGAUAAGAAUAGCCAAAAUUGGUGGGUUGUUGAUUUUAUCAGUAUGGGAAGGAUUUGAUGAAAUGAUAGACGAAUACCGAGAUCGAUUUUUUCCUCUCACUCAAAAGAUGGAGAAGAAUGGCGAGUUAACUCUCCUCCGAGAGGAUGUGAUCCCGAAACCAGACAAGGAGCCAAAUGGACUAAGAUUGGUGUACCGUGUACAUGUUUCAGAGAGUAGUUUUUCCCAUUUAAAAGCUCUCCAGAAUUGCAACGAAUUUUAAUACAUUAUGGAGCAAUGGAGUUUUACAUCCUAAUUUUCUUAUCCUUACAACAUGAAUAUUAUCAACUUGAGGCUAACUAGAAUAUCAUGCACAUUUUCGCCUAUGGAUUUUACAGGAAUAUGUACUAGUUUCGCAUGUAUUGAUUUAAUCUGUGAUUAUUGGUGUUCUCUGAUUCUGUGAAAUUGAGAAAACUUUCAGUGUUAAAACCACUACAAACCAACGGGGGCUCUGGUCGAAGCAACACAGUUACUUCCCCCGAGUAGGAGAACGUCAAGGAACAAAAUAAUAGCCGUGUCUCCUCAAAAUUUUAGUUGAACCAAUUACCCACUGGAAAAAUUGCAGGAGAGCAUAUGUUCAAAAAAUAUCCCAGGUGAGGGGCCCCAAACCACUUCAGUCCAUGGACCCCCACUCAUAGGCUAUAGUUGAGCCACUGAAAAUGUAACGUAACAAUAGUUACUAACAAUAGUACUUUGAAUCCGUUGAAUAAUAAAUUUUGUUAUUUUUGUU